This is a messenger RNA of Thrips palmi, 3185 nucleotides long. RefSeq names its product GMP reductase 1-like. Gene Ontology annotation, molecular function: GMP reductase activity. Gene Ontology annotation, cellular component: GMP reductase complex. The transcript has 6 exons. Gene Ontology annotation, biological process: nucleotide metabolic process. The coding region runs from base 331 to 1380 and encodes 349 amino acids. Lineage: Eukaryota; Metazoa; Arthropoda; Insecta; Thysanoptera; Thripidae. The record is from RefSeq and is a predicted model, not a curated record.
UCAAGAAGAUAACUCAAGUCGUUGCUGUCGUUGACCGUGGAAGAAUCUCAUUAGGCGCGUCCAUUUAAUCAGUACAAUUUUUUGUGUCUGUUGGAAAAAAGAGUUUCUUUGUACGUCUUCCGAAGCACAUAAACGCUCCUGUCGAGAGCAAGGGAGCAGUCUGAGUAGCCCAGUUGUUUCUGGUGGUAGUAUCAACUGACCGUCGUCUGCUUGUGUAAGCUGAGGGGAAUAUAGACUGCAGCGUUUGCAGUCUACUUUUGUGAUAAAAGGAAACUAGUGUGUCGUGUCUGCGCUUGUUCUCCGUGUUUCGUGACUCCCUAUCCCCCGAAAAUGCCUAAUAUUAUUAACGAGAUAAAGCUCGAUUUCAAAGAUGUUCUUUUGCGGCCCAAAAGGAGUACCCUCCAGAGCAGAUCUGAGGUUGACCUGUUCCGCAAUAUUACUUUUAGAAACUCUAAACAAACUUACAAAGGAAUCCCUGUGAUUGCUUCCAAUAUGGAUACGAUUGGAACCUUUGAAAUGGCUGUUGUCCUUGCCAAGCAUGGACUUUUCACAACCAUCCACAAGUAUUACUCUCCUGAAGAAUGGCAAAAAUUUGCCGAAAAUCAUCCCAGCAGUCUUCCCCAUGUUGCUGCAUCUUCGGGUGUAGGCCAAGCUGACUUUGAGCGGUUGUCUGCUAUCCUCAAUACAAACCCUGGAGUCAGAUUUAUCUGUUUAGAUGUUGCAAACGGUUACACCCAACACUUUGUUGAGUUUGUACGGAAAGUUCGUAACAGCUUCCCUCACCACACCAUCAUUGCUGGCAAUGUAGUUACUGGUGAAAUGGUAGAAGAACUCAUACUCUCUGGAGCUGAUAUCGUCAAAGUUGGAAUUGGCCCAGGCUCUGUCUGUACCACCCGUCUCAAAACUGGUGUUGGGUACCCUCAACUCAGCGCCGUUUUGGAAUGUGCUGAUGCUGCCCAUGGCCUUGGUGGCCAUAUUAUAUCUGAUGGAGGCUGCACUUGUCCGGGAGAUGUUGCCAAAGCAUUUGGUGCUGGAGCUGAUUUUGUUAUGCUUGGAGGAAUGCUUGCUGGCCAUGAUCAAUGUGGUGGUGAGGUCAUAACAAAACCAGACGGGAAGCAGUACAAGUGCUUCUAUGGCAUGUCAUCUGAUACAGCCAUGAAAAAACAUGCUGGUGGUGUGGCUGACUACAGGUCUGCUGAGGGCAAGACUGUUCAGGUCCCCUACAGAGGAGAUGUUGAAUGUACUGUCCUAGAUGUUCUGGGGGGACUGCGAUCUGCAUGCACUUACACUGGUGCAGCAGAGCUCAGGGAAUUGUCAAAGCGCGCUACAUUCAUUCGUUGUACUCAGCAAGUCAACAAUGUAUACUCCAAUUUAGGUUGAUUUUAAAUUGGCUUAUUCUUCCUUAUUCUUUUGGGUGAGCGUGUUUUCAGUUUAUCAUGAAAGCACCUGCCUCCCUAAGUGUCACCAUGGCGCACAAUUAUUUUUUUGGUCGGUAUCUUAAGCUUUUUAUUUAGUGUGACAAGUUGAAAGUUAAUGAGAAAUUUUAUUUUUAUGUUAGCUUGGGUUUGUGGAUGUCAUCAUAUAUUACCAAAUCUAGUCUUGUUGGAGCUUAUGGCUUUGUCCUAAACAGAGAAAAUAUUUAUAAAAAGAUAAAUGCAAUGUUUUCAGCAUACCAAAGAGAUUUAUUUACUGGGAUGACAUAAGCAAAGCUUGUUUUGAAAAUAUUACCAAGUACUUAACAUUUUUCAAACUAUUUGGUUAGUGCUGUGAAUGUUUUAUUUUAUGAUAAAAGACAUAGUGUUUCUACACAUUCUUUUUCUGUUUUGUCUGUGAAUCUCAAAUUGGUCCACUGCUUGUAGGCGUUCCUGUUCGUGUUCAAGUAUAUUUCAUGUACUAGUAUGUAAUACUUGUACUUUUAACAAACAUUAAUGUAUUUGUACAACACCAAGAUAUUGAGUUAGUCUGUUUAGAUUUUGAAGUUUUCUAAUGACUUCUUGAUGUUAUUGUUUUUCCUUGUUUUGAAUUUGUGUUGAGCUUACUUAAAGUAUUACUAGGAGUUAAGAAACUUUAUUUUAGUUAAAAUUUGUAGGGACAGCCCAGCAUUUGUGCCAAUAAGUCAUUUGGAUGUAAUGGAUGAAAUCUCUUUACUUGGACCUAUGGCUAAGUUGAGUUGGUGUCAGCUUACUUACUACUAUUUUACAUUACUUUGGUUUCUUUACAAAAUUUCACUAAGUCCCUCAUGGUUUUAAAUCUAGUCUCAUGUCAACGAACAAAACUAAUAAAGGGACUUCGGGAAGAAAGAGUGCCUUUUAAGCCACUCGGCAUUUAAACAUUCAGGGGUUUCUGUUAUCCACUCAUACAUAGAAUUUGUACUCUUUGCUAAAUUGAUUCUUUUUGUUACUGUUGUUCAUUUAUCACAUUCUGAUGUCAUCUUAUAGAAGAUUGUGCAAGUGUUAGCUUGAAUUGUUGUGAACUUCUGUAAUAUAAACUAUCAACAGCAGGAAGGGUCAGUAGCUAGUUAUUGGUAAUGUCAACUAGCAGGACCAAGCUGGACUGAAACAUUCACAAUAUUAUUAAUUAUUGUAUUGUAAGGUGGUUUUAGGCCUAAGGACCAGCCUGGUUGCCCAUUUCUGUGAUAAGUUGUUCGUGGCUAGUCUGGCAGGGUACACUUCAUAUUUCUGUGAUCUUAUAUGUUUAAAGUGUAGUUUUUUCUUGUCUGAAGAUGAUCUUGAGGUUUUGUGCAUUAGUCCCAUCCAAAUGCAAGGUUACCACUCAAUUUGUUUACUAACGACCAGUCGCGUAGCUUCCAGGUUUACUUGGAUUUAGAGCAGAAGUUCAACUUUUGUUAUUGAAAAAGAAUAGAAAAUUUCCCAACAGUCCCACGGGGUGGUCGUUUUGAUCUGCACGUAGCUCAAAUUUAAUGUGACCUGUAGUACAGUAGAUUUGGGGGCUUUCAUAACGGUCCCCACUCCAAUGCUCAUGUCAGUAGCAGCUAUGAGCCAGACUUAUAGUCUACAGUAUUCAGCCGUCCACUUCUGUACUAUUCCACAGCCGUUCUUUGAGAGCCUCGAUUUCAUCCCUAUUUGAAGCUCUGAAGAAGAUUGACAAGACAUUCAACUUGUCAGGUAACCAGGGUUGCUACAUCAAAUUGUGUACUUUCUAAAAUAAAAGAUACUGUGAACUAA